AAAUCGAAACUCUUGGCUGAAGUAAAUGGCACCAUUUUUGCUCCCGAAGAUUUCACACAGCAUUGUGAGCUUUCCACAAGUACUGGGGUUGUUCUAAAAUCAAAUCUCGCUAAACACUUCCCCAAUUUCAACAUUGACAUGCUCAUUGGAUACUUGUUUCAUCUCGAGCUAGCCGUUCCCAUUGAAGACAAAAUAGUGCUCAGUCUUAUCGACAAGCAUCUUCCUGCAACUGCUGUGUCCGUCUCUGGAGGCUUCAUCUUCUGUCCAGCACUGAUCCGAUUGGUAGCUUCCAGCGAACCAAUGGCUACCACUAUUAAUUUCCAGUACAGUUUCAACUGGUCCCUGGCCUGUGCACACAAUGACCAUUUUUUCAACCCUCGAUUUCUUCACGUUCUUCUCCUUCGACUGUCUCUGUCGCUUGGUCUUGCUCCAGUGGUGGACACUGACAAUCCUGCCUUGCAAGGUCAAUGCUCAGUCUGGAAGACUGGUGUGUGUUGGGUCACUGAGGAUGGAAUCAGAGCCCGUGUUGAGGUGAUGGAGAUGAAGAGUGUCACUAUUCAACUACAAGCACCUAAGGUCUCGUUAGAUGUACUCGAUGUACGAUCCACUGUUAUCAACAAAGUGGUUGAAGCUGCUCGUGAGUUUUGCCCCAAUAUAGACACGGACGAACGGUUGUUACCUUCCACUGACAUCGCUGGUGCUCCAUUGUUUAGUAUGAAAUCUGUUGCUAAAAGCAUUUCUUGUCAGAAGGAAUUCGUUAAAUCUACCACCAGCACACAAGUUGUACCCGUGGGUGAGCUGCUGCAAUCUGAGGUGUACGCUGAUCUCGGUGAAAAUAUUUUACAAGCUCUAUGCAACGAAGGUGACCCAGCACACGAUGAGAAACUCUCUGAUGGACUGCUCUCAGCUCUUUCAUCUUAUUGGAGCAAGAAUCGUGAACUAUCAGACAUUGUUUGUUCAGUUGUUUCACAUGGAAUGAGUGGCAGUCUAGAGCAUGCCCUGAGGGUGUGGAGGGACAGUGGUGACGGGACUUGCAGAGCAUUGAGACUGAUUCUGGAUCCACUCAGUGUCUUCUCUGGGAAGAACCCUCUCGUUUUGGCUGGUGUUGCUCCUAUGUUAUUUUGUGAAAACAUGUUGCCACAGCAACCUGAUGACUCGACUGAACUGUCACCCAGUCCAAGCACACACGAAGCCACACAGACGACUAUUGAGGAGAGGAAUGAAGUCAGACAACCCUCGAGCCUUGGUGAAUCAGUGGUGAGUGGUCUAACACUGGCUGCUCUAAAGAGGAGGACUGGAGUCAGUGACACACAGUUGGACACCGAGGUCAUAGAACACGACAUUCAUAUCCUAGCCGGCUGCUUCGAUAAUCUAGAGAACUAUCUCGAUCAGUUACGCUUGUCUCCCGGCCAACAAACUCACCUUCAUGAUCUAGCUGUCAAACGAGACAUUCAAACUGCAAUGGCGAAAGCUUUGAAGCUGUGGCGUGCCCCGAACCCUCUUGUUGCCACGUUCCGAGCUCUGUUGAUCAUCUUACUGGAUCUCAAGAGAGGAGACGUGGCUGUUAGGGUGUGUCAGUACAUUGUCGACAGAGUUCCACAAUAAUUAAUUAUACACUCAACACUUUCCUAGUAUAGUCUCUGCUGUGUGUUUAGUACCACACUCACAAGAAUAUCCUUUAAUCCUGUUCACAUGCACCUUCUAGUUUUUGUACUCAUGCACUAAGUCUUAUAUUUACAGAUUAUUAUGCACACAGUUGUAUAGUUAAUUAACAUCAC
Messenger RNA from Halichondria panicea, 1778 nucleotides. RefSeq lists its product as uncharacterized. Lineage: Eukaryota; Metazoa; Porifera; Demospongiae; Suberitida; Halichondriidae. The record is from RefSeq and is a predicted model, not a curated record. The transcript is spliced from 4 exons. Bases 139 to 1605 code for a protein of 488 amino acids.